AUGGCAAGUGUCGGAGCCAUUCCUUCGGUUAAAUUAUCAAGUGGGCAAGAUAUGCCAAUUGUUGGUUAUGGUACAAUGACAGAAUCAUCAAUUUUAGAACCAGCAAUAGCAGCAGCACUUGCAAACGGAUACAGACAUUUUGAUAGUGCAUUUUUGUAUGCUAAUGAAGUUGAAUUUGGAGCUGCAUUGAAAAAAUUGCACUUACCAUAUGGGAAGCGCGAAGACCUUUUUAUUACUAGCAAGCUACCCCCACAUGGGAAUAGACCAUCGGAUGUUGCUAAAUAUUUAAAUGCAACUUUGAGGAACUUGGAUUUGGAUUAUUUAGAUUUAUACUUGAUUCAUCAUCCGUUUUCUCUAGUACCCACGGAUGAAUUGGGUAUAGCAGAGGACGAAAAUGGAAACGCGAUUGUUGAUACUAAUGUUGAUCUCAUUGCAGUGUGGAAGGAAAUGGAGAAGCAAGUCAAACUCGGUAAAGUCAAAUCUAUAGGAUUAAGUAAUUUCAAUAGUUCUCAAGUAUUGAGAAUCUGGCGUGCUGCUGAAAUAAAACCAAGUUGUCUUCAGAUUGAAAAUAAUAUUUAUCUACAACAAGAUGAUUUAGUCCAACUUAGCAAAUCCUUGAAUAUAAGUGUAGUGGGGUUCAGUCCACUUGGCUCAAAAGCUUACCCGAAUAGUUCAAAAAAAUUGCCACCGGCUAUUGAACAUCCUUUGGUGAAAGCGAUUUCUAAAAAAUUGAAAAAGAGCCCAGCGCAAGUUUUAUUACGUUACCAGAUAGAACGAGGAGUUGUUGUCAUUCCUAAAAGUUCGCAUGCUGGGAGAAUAAAAGAAAACAUUGAUAUCUUCAAUUUUGAAAUUGGCCCGUAUAUGCCACUGCUUCGGAACUUGGAUCAAAAAGGCGAAUAUCGAAAAUUCGAUUUUCUAGAUGUUUGGAAAGAAGCUGCAAAAAGCCCUGAAUAUCCUUUCGUGGACAGAAUAUCAAACUAA
Messenger RNA from Trichogramma pretiosum, 981 nucleotides. Its product is annotated as aldo-keto reductase family 1 member C1 homolog. Bases 1 to 981 code for a protein of 326 amino acids. Gene Ontology annotation, molecular function: aldose reductase (NADPH) activity. The transcript is spliced from 6 exons. Gene Ontology annotation, cellular component: cytosol. The record is from RefSeq and is a predicted model, not a curated record. NCBI's taxonomy places the organism in Eukaryota, Metazoa, Arthropoda, Insecta, Hymenoptera, Trichogrammatidae.